Molecule: messenger RNA, 1566 nt
Organism: Bacillus rossius redtenbacheri
Lineage: Eukaryota; Metazoa; Arthropoda; Insecta; Phasmatodea; Bacillidae
Product: sialidase-like
Exons: 7
Coding region: 1-1566 (521 amino acids)
Source: RefSeq, a predicted model, not a curated record
AUGACCAUCACGCUGCCCCCUAUGCCGCCGUCACCGCCUGCCGAGAAUGCUUCUGAUGCGGCACUGCGUCCCAACUUGGCAACAUCGCUGCACUUCCCAGCCGGCCAACAGGCCGCAGAGGCAGUUACACAACAUGCCAUGACCAUCAUGCUGCCCCCUACGCCGCCGUCACCGCCUUCCGAGAACGCUACUGGUGCGGCGCUUCGUCCCAACUUGUCGCAGAGAAAGCGGCUGGCGCAGGGCGGUGACGCAAAACGACGAUUUUGCGGCACUCUCCGGGGGAUCAGCCACCUGUCGAGCCAUUCACAGUCGGCCCGACGCCACCUCACGCACGUCAACAAGGGCGUGCCACCACCGCACGCCACGCACGUCAAAAAGAGGGUGCCGCCACCGCACAUCACGCACGUCAACAAGGGUGUGCCGCCACCGCACGUCACACACGUCAAUCAGAGCGUGCCGCCACCGCAUGUCACGCACGUCAACCAGAGCGUGCCGCCACCGCACGUCACGCACAUCAACAAGGGCCACGUCACGCACGUCAACAAGGGAGUGCCACUCAUGUCAGCCACGCACGUCAAGGGUGCGCCACUCACGCCAGCCACGCACGUCACUAAGGGCGUGCCACUCACGCCAGCCACGCACGUCACCAAGGGUGUGCCACUCACGCCAGCCACGCACGUCGCCAAGGGCGUGCCACUCAUGCCAGCCACGCACGUCAAGGGCGCGCCAAUCACGCCAGCCACGCACGUCGCCAAGGGUGUGCCACUCACGCCAGCCACGCACGCCACCAAGGGCGUGCCACUCACGCCAGCCACGCACGUCGCCAAGGGUGUGCCACUCACACCAGCCGCGCACGUCACCAAGGGCGUGCCACUCACGCCAGCCAUGCACGUCGCCAAGGGCGUGCCAAUCAUGCCAGCCGCGCACAUCACCAAGGGCGUGCCACUUCCGCCGCCGCGCCUGCCACUGAGGGUGCGCCACUGCCGCCCGCCACACGCGCCGCUGAAGGCGCCACACCAACUCCGCAUUGCCACGCGUGCCACUUUGGGCACGCCGCCUUCUGCUGAAUGUGCCGCGACGCUGCCGCCGCCGCCCACCACGGCCGCCACCAUGGCGACAGGUGCGGCCCACAAAGGCACCACGACGCCGUCGCCCACCUCGGCCACAGGAGCGACCCACGCUCACACCACGACGCCGCCGGACACACCAGUGUCAUAUGCUGCUUGGGGCACGCUCACCAGUGACAUUGGCAGCGUGGGGAAACACGUUGUACGGGACACGAUAAAGAGUGAUGUUUGCGAGGCAGUGACAUAUGCUGCACGGGGCACGCUCACGGACACGGUCACAUCCUCCUCCCCUGAAACUUCACUGCAGGAGGGCAUCGUCUUCCAGGUGAUGAAAAGUCUUGGGAUGGCCAGUCACAAGUCAGAUCUUCACCUGUCAGUUUCCACAGAUCUAGAAGCCGAAGUAUUCAAGGAAGCGGACGAAGAACCUGCUGAUGGUCUUGAAGAAAAUGAAGUUCUCGAAGUUCUCAUGCAGCAGUCGGUGUACUCGGUGUCGAAGUAA